This is a messenger RNA of Cyprinodon variegatus (sheepshead minnow), 3024 nucleotides long. It is a transcript of the gene dpp9, whose product is annotated as dipeptidyl-peptidase 9. The record is from RefSeq and is a predicted model, not a curated record. Gene Ontology annotation, biological process: proteolysis. Bases 217 to 2799 code for a protein of 860 amino acids. The transcript has 21 exons. NCBI's taxonomy places the organism in Eukaryota, Metazoa, Chordata, Actinopteri, Cyprinodontiformes, Cyprinodontidae. Gene Ontology annotation, molecular function: dipeptidyl-peptidase activity; serine-type peptidase activity.
CCUCUCCUCCGUUCCCAGUCUGUGUGCCAGCUGCAUCUUGUGCGGCUGUUUCGGCCAUGGAUUCAGCCGCGAAACCUGUCUGACACCAAGCUAAUAACCCAUAGCUGAUAAAAGAAGCUGUAACCUAACCGGUCACAUAUUAGGAUCCGACCUUCUGAUCAGUGAAUGAAUAGAGGGAAAUAAGGCAUCUGGAAAAGUUGUCGGACUGCAAGCGGGAUGGCUGUUGACGGCCUGUGGGACAGCACAGAGGUGGUGGAGAUGGACGACGUUCCGUCGCAGUUCUUCGUGGAGAAACACUCUUGGGAGGGCCUUCGUGACAUCAUCCACUGUAGCAGGAAAUACUCGGGUAUGAUCGCCAACAAAGCCCCCCAUGACUUCCAGUUUGUGCGGAAGGCGGAUGAGAAUGGGCCCCACUCCCACCGGUUGUACUACCUAGGAAUGCCUUAUGGAAGCAGAGAGAACUCAUUACUCUACUCAGAAAUCCCUAAGAAAGUCCGCAAAGAGGCCCUUUUAGUGUUGUCUUGGAAGCAGAUGCUGGAUCACUUUCAGGCCACGCCGCACCAAGGGGCUUACUCUCGAGAGGAGGAGCUGCUAAGAGAACGUAAACGUUUGGGAGCGUUUGGAAUCACCUCCUAUGACUACCAUGACAAGACGGGCCUGUUCCUCUUCCAGGCCAGCAACAGUCUCUUCUACUGUCAAGAUGGCGGCAGUAACGGCUUCAUUCAGUCUGCCCCGGUCAAACCUGUGGAGAUAAAGAGCCAUUGCUCAGGCACCCGGAUGGACCCCAAGAUCUGCCCCGGACACCCCGAUUUCAUAGCCUUCAUUAACAACAACGACCUGUGGAUCGCCAACAUCAAGACAGGAGAGGAACGGAGACUGACAUACUGCCACAAAGGUUUAGACAAUGUGAAGGAGGACCCAAAGUCUGCAGGUGUAGCAACAUUCGUCAUCCAGGAGGAGUUUGACCGAUUUACUGGUUACUGGUGGAGUCCCUCCGCAGCAGAAGAUCCUGAUGGAGGUAGAACGUUACACCUUCUAUAUGAGGAGGUGGACGAGACGGAAGUAGAAAUUAUUCACGUUCCAUCUCCAGCACUGGAGGAGCGUAAAGCAGAUGCGUACCGAUAUCCUCGCACUGGUAGUAAAAAUCCCCAGGCUACACUUAAACUGGCAGAGAUCAGGACGGACCAUCGAGGAAAAAUCAUUAGCGCCCAAGAUAAGGAGCUGGUCGUCCCAUUUAACGACUUGUUCCCUGGGACGGAAUACAUCGCCAGAGCAGGAUGGACGAUAGAUGGAAAAUACGGUUGGGCGGUGCUGUUGGACCGCAGCCAGAGGAAACUGCAGCUCGUUCUGCUGCCUCCAGCCCUUUUCAUCCCCGUUACUGAAGACUCUGCGCUGAGGCAGGAGAGCCUGGAGGCCGUUCCCUCUUGCGUUCAGCCGUUCAUCAUUUAUGAAGAGACCACCGACGUGUGGAUAAAUGUUCAUGAUAUAUUCUACCCCUUUAUUCAAACAACAGAGGAUGAGUUUACUUUCAUUUGGGUAAAUGAGUCUAAAACAGGCUUCAGCCACCUCUAUAAAAUCACAUCACUGCUGCAGCCCGGCUGCUACCGCUGGACAGACGGAUACCAGCAUGUAGAGGGAAACUUUAAAUGUACGGUGAAGGAGGAGGUAACAUUGACCAGCGGCGAAUGGGAAGUUCUGGCCAGACACGGUUCAAAGAUCUGGGUGAACGAGGGAACCAAGUUGGUGUACUUCCAGGGCACCAGGGACACGCCUCUGGAGCACCACCUGUACGUGGUCAGCUACGAGUCGCCAGGCGAUGUGGUCAGGCUAACGAAGCCUGGAUUCUCCCACAGCUGCUCCGUUAGUCAGAACUUCGACUUUUUUGUGAGCCACUACAGUAACGUGAGCACGCCUCCUUGUGUUCACUUAUACAAGCUGACCAGCACAGAGGAUGACCCGCUGCGAGUGGUUCCGGAGUUUUGGGCGAGCUUGAUGGAGCCACCAAGUUGCCCCGGAGAGUACAACCCACCGGAGAUUUUUGACUUUCCCGGGAAGUCGGGCUUCCAGCUGUACGGCAUGGUGUACAAACCUCACAACCUGCAGCCCGGCAGGAAACACCCAACUGUGCUGUUUGUGUACGGCGGCCCGCAGGUGCAGCUGGUUAACAACUCCUUCAAGGGGAUGAAGUACCUCCGUCUCAACACGCUGGCGUCUCUUGGCUACGCCGUGGUCGUCAUUGAUGGGAGGGGCUCCUGUCAGAGGGGCCUGGAAUUUGAGGGUGCACUGAAAAACAAAAUGGGUCAGGUGGAGAUAGAGGACCAGGUGGAGGGUCUGCAGUACGUGGCUGAGAAGUUUAACUUUGUGGACCUGAGUCGCGUGGCCAUUCAUGGUUGGUCCUACGGUGGUUUCCUCUCGCUUAUGGGCCUCAUCCAGCGACCCAACAUCUUCAAGCUGGCUGUGGCCGGCGCCCCGGUGACGGUGUGGAUGGCCUACGACACGGGCUACACGGAGCGCUACAUGGACGUGCCUGAGAACAACCAGCAGGGCUACGAGGAGGGAUCCGUGGCUCUGCACGUGGACAAGCUGCCAAGCGAGCCCAAUCGUUUGCUGAUCCUCCACGGCUUCUUAGAUGAGAAUGUGCACUUUUUCCACACCAAUUUCCUGGUGUCACAGAUAAUCCGAGCUGGAAAGCCCUACCAGCUCCAGGUUUACCCCAACGAGCGGCACAGUAUUCGCUGCCCCGAAUCCGGAGAGCACUACGAGAUAAUGCUGCUGCACUUUUUACAACAAUACCUCUGAAAUGAGUCUCCUGGGCAGAGUGCCGAGUCAUUUCUCCCCCCCGCCCCCGAUUCUUCAGCUCUGUCCCAUCUCCAGUUCGUCACCCCGUCGUCAGACGCCUGGCAGCCGUGUCUGUCAUGUAAUUUCGCUCUACAGCUCUCUGUUUUGUUUUCUUUGCUUUCUUCGUCUUCCCGCCAUAAACUCUCCUCCUGUGCCAGUUGGAGUGAACUUUUAGUGCAGGACAAA